UGGUUUUAACGUUUAAUUCCACAAUGUUUACUUCCUCUGCGAUGUUGGAGGGAAAACUAAAAAGUAAAAUGUUAUUACGAAAAUAAAAAAACCGUUUAUUUAUUGAAUAAAGCUUGAAGGAAUACUAUUUACCCAUAAUCAGUAUGUCAAGAAGGAGCAAAAAAAGGGUUGAUUACUCUCAAUUCGGAAUCCAGGAUGAAGAUGAUGAUGACUUUGCUGAGUUCACACCACCUGCCUCCAAAAGGAUUAAAACUUCUACCUCAAAAACUGAAGCAAAGUCCAAAGAACCAAAAACAAACAAAACCAAGGAAGGGAGAGCCGACCGUAAAUCCUUGAAUCGCUCUGCACCUACUGAUGAGGCCUUUGAGAGCGAAUUGCAGUUAGCUUUAGAGAUGUCUCGUAGUGAAUCACAGGAAGUGAAGGAAGAAAUCCCUCUAGUGGAGAGUAAUAAAGAAAAUCAACAACAGGUAGAGGUGGAGGGUGAAAAAGCAGAGGAAAAUCCAGAUGUUUCAUCUAAUAUUCUUGAUAAAACAGAUAUGACAUCAGAUGGUCCAUCCAAUAUUUGUGAUAUAAACAGUAAAAGAGAAAGUAAUUUUAAACCAGCAACUGUGAUGAAUAAAAGUGAUGAUGAAAUUGAGGUCUUGGCAACAGAUGUAAUUGAGGAUGCUAAACCCAGAAGAUCAUCAGCAACGAAGAAAGUAAAGAAGCAAGAAGAAAGUGAUUUUGAAGAUGACAUGGAAGACGUUUCCAGCUAUGAUGAAGAAGAAGAUGAUGAUGAUGACAGUUACGAUGGAGAAGAUAGUGAUUUUGACGACUGCAGGAAGAAAACUAAAUCUAAAGCAAAAAAGCCAGUCAAAUCAACAACGGCAACAAAAUCUAAAGCAGCAACAGAGAAAGCAACAAAGCCAGCAACAAAGCUAGCAUCUUCUAAACCAGCCUCUAAAUCAAGUGCAAGUAAAUCUAGUGUGAAACCUGUAGGUGCUAAAACUCCCAGUGCAGCAAAACCUCUGGCUCCUCGCCCCAGCCCUGUGAGGAGGCCGGCCCUGAGUAGCCCCUCAACACGAUGGAACCCCCCAGGUCCUGCUAAGCAGAAGAAUAGUGACGCGACCUCAAUUCAGUCUCCAACGUCAGGAUUACGGCUCGGUUUGUCUCGCAAUAUGAAACUUAAACCGCUCCACCCAAAUCUUAAGGUUCAGCACUGACAGUCAUGUUUCAGUAUGAUUUCCAGUCAGGCAUCAAAUGAGCAUGAAUAAACAAAUAACAGCACUUGAUCCAAGAACUUGUAUUGACAUACAUGUAACAAAUUAUUGUAAUGCUCAGCUGUAGUAAAUGCACACUUCAAAUAAAUGCACAGGUUUUUGAAAGGUGUGAUUUCCUGAACUGUCUGAAGAGUUCAAAGAUUAGGAUCUAAGAGGAAAAUUUAAAUUUCCUUUAAAUACAUGUACUUGUAAUUUGUACUACAGCAGUGCAAAAUAUCACUAUCUCACAUGUUAGCGACAUGGACUUUACAUUUUUCAUGUAAAUGAACUAAUUAUAUCUUGGCUUGGUAAUAAAUACUUGCAGCUAUCCAAAAAUGUCUCAUCUACAAUUAUCUAAUGAUGAACAUGUAUGCUGUGUGUGUUGAUUGAAUAGUCUUUUUACCAAUUUAAGUCUGAAAGUUAUAGAAACCUUGAAAUCGAGAGAAAUGUAGAAACAAUUAAAUAACUUGCAUGUAUAAAUUUAUUCUAUAAUUGUACCAGAUUAAGUUUUGGGGAAAAUUCAGCUUUUAAUUUCUUUUUUCAAAGUUUAAUGUGAAAAGGUUCACUGAAGUAUUAUUAAGUACCUAUGUUUUAUUCAAAUACAUUACUUUAACCUUAUUUACUUCAGUUUUUAAAUUACAUGUAUAUGUUUAUGUUUUAAAUUAAUUUUAUUAAAAUAGCAUAAAUUGCUCAACAUGUGUUACUGUUUUUAAUGUUAAAAAGAUGUACUUUUGAUAACAUACACCUGCAUGUGUUUUAUGCUUAAAGGGGCAUGGUCAUGAUUUUGGUCAAAUUAUAUUUUUCUUGUUUACAAUGUUUUAUAGAAAUGCAUUUCAAAUGAUCAACCAA
Magallana angulata is the source of this 2087-nucleotide messenger RNA. Its product is annotated as RAD51-associated protein 1-like. The transcript is spliced from 8 exons. Gene Ontology annotation, molecular function: double-stranded DNA binding; single-stranded DNA binding. The record is from RefSeq and is a predicted model, not a curated record. Gene Ontology annotation, biological process: double-strand break repair via homologous recombination; interstrand cross-link repair. Lineage: Eukaryota; Metazoa; Mollusca; Bivalvia; Ostreida; Ostreidae. Bases 144 to 1202 code for a protein of 352 amino acids.